CUCGAGAAGCCUCGGAGGCACGCCCGGCGGCCGCGGGUGGGCCCGCGCGCGCGCUCCGCGGGCCUGGCGCGCCGGCGGCGGACCGACAUAGCAUCCCAGGGCCUGCAGGCCACUGCCGCCGGCCCCCAUCGGGUGGCUGCCCUUCGGAGGUCCCACAGGGGCCGUGGGGCCGGCGGAGUUCGCCCCCGCGGCGACGGACGCCUUGCUGACGCAGGAGACCCCUUUCGAUGUGGACGGCCAGCCGCUUUGCGGACGGCCGCCGCCGGCUCCGCGGCCACGGCCAGACGGUCGUGGCGCUGCUGCUGCUGGCGGUCGGCCGGCCUGCGAGGGCGCAGAUCUACCAGCUAGAGCAGGAGCCCGUGCCGGAGGGCAAGUCGUUACGGACGAUGUACGCGUUCUACGUCUAUUCCCACCACGACGCCCCAGAGAAGACGCUGGGGCAGCCCUUUGUCAAGUUCCACAGCCUGGUCAGCCACUCCUCGAACCCGAAGGUGAGCAACGACGAAAUGCGGGGCUACGAGGGCAUCCAGAUGAGCAUCUUGCCUUUCACUGAGUUCAAGAAUAUCAUCGACAUGAGCGCCUUUUGCUCCACAGAUGAUGACGUUAAGCAGGGGCUCAUCGCCAAAAAAGAUCAGAUUAUUGUGCGGUUGCCUGAGAAUAUCAAGGACCCGAGCGACCUGAAUGUCUACGUACACACUGUUAUGUUCGGGGAGGAGCACCCGAAGGACGUGCAAGUCCCGGUUCGUAUGACUGGCGUGUAUAUUUUUGUAUGGUCCAAUUGCGGAGAUUUCCAAGAUGCAACCGUCAGCGGAAGCGUGGUAGUGAAGAACGCUUAUGGCUUCCUGCCGGGCAACGAGUAUCACAAGUUGCCGUUCUACGGGUGGCUCUCGUUCAUCUACAUCUUACUCGCAUUGCUAUGGAUGGGGCUGUGCAUGUACCAGUGGCGUCAGCUAUUCCACAUUCAUUAUUGCGUUGCCGCUGUGAUUUUCCUGGGGCUACUUGAAGGGUUCAUGUGGUGGAUCUUCUUCAACGACUGGAACCACUCUGGGCUCCGUGGGAGGUUCCUCUUCAGCGUGGCAAUCCUGUCCUCCACGGUGAAGUCUGUCUUCUCGUACAUGCUGGUUCUAGUCGCUUCGCUGGGGUGGGGCGUAACGCGGCCGUAUCUGGACCACAAGACGCUCCUGAAGGUCCAGGCCACGUCGGGCGGGUACAUUGUCUUGGAUUUCAUACGUGGAGCUGUGCUUUCCUUUCGGCACAGCCACUCCCUGCCAAUGUCGUUUGUGCUGCUGUGCCUCCUGCCCGUCGCGCUCCUGAACGGCGGCAUCUUCUACUGGAUCUUCACCGCGCUGUCGAGUCUGAUGGAGACGCUGAAGGAGCGGCGCCAGGCGGAGAAGCUGGCUCUGUUCGAGAAGCUCUGGAGGAUCCUGGUCGCGGCCCUGCUGAUCGCGUCCUGCACGCUCAUCUUCCUCAUGUGCGACCUGUCCCGCAGCAUCAGCAUCCGGUGGCACUACCAGUGGUUCCUGACGGACGGCGUGUCGCACAUACUCUUCCUCCUGGUGCUGAUGGCCAUGAUGUACCUCUGGGCCCCGCACUCGAACAGCCAGAGGUACGCCUACUCGCACCCGGGGAAGGCCAGGGGCGGCGACGGGAAGGAGUCGGGCAAGGACGAGUGGGCCGCGGAGGACGGGUCGCCAGGCGCGGACGACGAGUCGUUUUGGGACGCGACGCACACGGAGGCCCCGAAGGCCCUGAAGGCGGUGCAGGGCUCCGCCUCCACAAGCGAGGCCGCGUGAGCCGGGCGCGCGCGGGCGCGCGGCCGCGUGAGCCGGGCGCGCGGCCGCACGGCGGUGGUUGUCCCGCUCGGCGCAAUCGAAA
Prorocentrum cordatum is the source of this 1875-nucleotide messenger RNA. The record is from the annotation of a GenBank genome assembly. Lineage: Eukaryota; Dinophyceae; Prorocentrales; Prorocentraceae.